This is a messenger RNA of Anolis carolinensis (green anole), 7887 nucleotides long. RefSeq names its product trinucleotide repeat containing adaptor 6A (gene tnrc6a). Gene Ontology annotation, cellular component: nucleoplasm; P-body. The record is from RefSeq and is a predicted model, not a curated record. The transcript has 24 exons. NCBI's taxonomy places the organism in Eukaryota, Metazoa, Chordata, Lepidosauria, Squamata, Anolidae. Gene Ontology annotation, biological process: positive regulation of nuclear-transcribed mRNA poly(A) tail shortening; miRNA-mediated post-transcriptional gene silencing. Gene Ontology annotation, molecular function: RNA binding. Bases 478 to 6180 code for a protein of 1900 amino acids.
ACUUUGGCCCUCCAGGUGUUUUGGACUUCAACUCCCACAAUUCCUAACAGCCGGUAGGAAUUCCUACCUGGAGGGCCAAUCCUUCCUUCCUUUGCAGCAGUGCUUGUUUGGCCUUUCUCCCAAAUGCAGUGACUCACCUGUGGUCUUUCCGUUUACAAACUCACUUUAAAGAUCGGUCCUUUGAUUGCUAAAGGAAACCUCCCAUUGCCGUGCAGCUGAUUUAAGUCCACCUCAAACACGCUUCUGAAACCUUUCGUCCUAUCAAUCUUCCAAAUGAAGCCAGGCGAUGAAAGCAGGAGCAAAGUCAGUCUGGUGCCACACUUUGUUUAAUCCCUUCUCACCUCUGAAGUCAGUUUGACUCCGCACAAUGCUUUGAAACGCCUUGGAAGAGUGUUGGAGGCUAAAGCUACCAAAGAAGCUGAAAGAAAACUAAGCAGGAAAUUAUUGCAAGAGGAGGAAGGUGCGGAAGAGCAGUUGAUGGAAGAAAAGAAAAAGAGAAAAGACGAGAAGAGAAGGAAAGAAGCUGCUCAGAAGAAGACUGCUGAACACAAAAACAAAGCAUCGGAACCAGCAAAGCCCAGUGUGAGCCAGACGCUGCCGGUUGCCCCCACUGCUGCCAGUUCUCUCCCGGCGCCCAGCAGCAGCAGUGGCAGUAACAAUAAUAAUAAUGCCAAGCGGGCUCUGGGUAUCAAUCAGCAGCAGCAGCCACCGCAGCAGCCAUUGCUGGCCCAGCCGCCAUCGCUGCCUCGCUACCCAGCCCGUGAAGUCCCUCCCCGCUUCCGGCACCAGGAGCAGAAGCAGCUCUUGAAGCGAGGGCAACCGCUCCCAGGGAUCGCGGUGAACCUGGGGCCAGCAUCUAAACCUUUGAGCAGCACUGUGACGAGUGAGCAGACGGCCGCAGGGGAAGAGAGUCAGAGUGGCAACAGGAAGCAGCCAGAUGCGAACCACAGCACACUAGGAUCCCAUUAUGAGAGCUCUCCCUGGGGAAAAGCCUCUUCCAGUAGCGACUCCGGCACAAACUGGGAUAGUGGUGUUGUAGACGCCUCAGACAAAGAGGCAUGGCUCUCAGUUGCCGCUGGCAGUGACUCAGAGCUGGUGAAGAAGGCUGACACAGAGAAGGACCCCUUGAUCAUGGCCUCCAGUCUGCGGAAUGGCCCUCAGUCCAAGUUUGGCGGCAACAAUGGCAAUGGCGUGGGCAAGGGAAGCCUGGGCCGGUCGUCAUGGGGGCCGUCCCUCGGAGCCCUUAUGAGCACCUGCCCGGUUUCUUCCGACAUUUCCAACGGCCUGACAGACAGCAACAGAGUGGAUGCUUGGGGUGCCCUCGGUUCACCCAAUGGAGAGCUCAAUCCCAGCACUUUGAAUGCCAAUGGCCACCGCGGUACCUGGCCUCUCUUGGAGAACAGUGAACCUGCCCUGAAAGGGCCCAGCGGGAGUAGCAUGGGCUCAAUGGCGAACCCUCAGAGCCUGAACCCUGCCGGCCUCGGCGGCUCCUGGGGCAAUGGCCUCCCAGAAAACAGCGACUCCCAAGCGAAUGGUACGCGGAGGGCUCUGCAGGGCAGUCAGUCCCAGAACCCGAUCCCCGAAGCCAAUGGACCAAAUAAUAAUAAUAACACUACUAACUUUGCCAUCUCUAGUUUACCAAAUCUGGCCAGUUCGAUGCAGGCGAGUGACCUGACAAGUCAUAGUAACAAUAACCACACAGGGCCCGGAUCCUGGGGGGCAGCGGGUGCCAAGAGCAGCUGGCACCAGGCCACCUCAGUGAUGAACGGUGCUUCCAGCGGAGGCAGCAAUGAAGCCAAAACCGGCAGCCUCCCUGCCACUGCUGCUCUGUGGGGUGGCGCUUACAGCCACAGUUACUCCGGGGAGGCCUGUCUCGACUCAAGCAGCCAAGCCAAUAGCGACACUGUGAAUGCAACUCUCCUCAUGCCCCCACGGCCCCAGAAGGCCGACGCUGGAGGGGAGAAGGGGACCGGGGCCUGGGAGGCGGCGGGGAUGGGCAGCCCCCAAAGCGCUCCCUGGGAGCAUGGGCCCACAGGAGGAGGAGGGCCAAGGGCUUCUAUGGACGGAGGGUGGCACCAGCUGCCCAGCAAUCAGUGUGCCUCCGAAAGCCUCAGCGUGAACGGGAAGAAGUUUACAAACACAUGGAAAUCGGCAGAGGAGGAGAAAAGUGCUAGCACCACCGUGCCCAGCUUCCCCAUGGCAGCCCAGAAUGGUGGCGGCAGCUGGGCCAAGGGCAGUGCUGGGGGCAGCAGUGAAGACAGCAGUGAGGACAAGCCCUCUGGGGAGGGGGCCAGCCGGGAGCGGUGGAAGGCGGACCCCCAGGCCUUGUUGCAGAGCAUCGUAAGCAGGGUAGACCUGGACCCCAGAGUGCUCUCCAACGCCGGCUGGGGGCAGACACCCAUCAGGCAGAACACGGCUUGGGAGACAGAGCUAUCCCCAAGGGGUGAGAAGAGGACCGACAAUGGGACAGAGGCCUGGGGGAGCUGCUCUGCAGCAGCGACAGCGGUGGAGAGGCCCGCCCCAAACGGUUCCAGGUGGGGCGAACCAAAGUCUGCCAUGCGCUGGGGAGGAGACGCAAAGGGCAGUUGGGGAGAGGAAGGGCCGAGACCAGCGCCGGCCAAAGGCAAUCAGUCAUGGGGCGGUGGUGGCAAAGAGGAACGGUCCUCAACUUGGAAUGAGACAGAGAAGCUCAAGCAGGGAUGGGGGGACGGGUUGAAAGGGGGCCACCCUCCAGCCAUUGAGGGCUGGGGGGAGAACUCGAGGAGCAAUCACUGGGGCGAGAUGAGGAAGUCCAGCUCUGGCAGCAGUGACAACAGCGACCGUUCGUCAGCCUCUGGCUGGAAGGGAGCAGGCAAAGGAGGAGGAGGUGGCACACAUUGGGGCAACGGAGGCGGCAAUGGCGGCCCUGUGGCCAGACCCAGCCACUCUUCUGGGUGGGAGGAAUCCGCCAAGCUGAGCCAAAGCCAAGGCUGGGGGGGAGAGCCGCCCAAGGCGAGCCAGGGCUGGGGGGAGCCUCCCAAGGCUCGAGGGUCCCCAGAAUGGGGCAAGAGCCAAGACACUGCAGGACGCUGGGGAGCCCCAGAGGCCAAUGCUGCCACCGGGAAGCCCCCAGGAUGGAUGGGAGGACCGGUGCCAGCCCCAUUGGCGGAGGAAGAGCCCACCGGCUGGGAGGAGCCCUCCCCGGAGUCCAUUCGCCGCAAGAUCGAGAUCGACGAUGGGACCUCUGCCUGGGGAGACCCCAGCAAGUACAACUACAAGAGUGUGAACAUGUGGAACAAGAACACCAUGCACAAUGGGGAGCGCCUCUCGGAGCAGCAAGCACAGCGGCCGCAGCAGCAGGGGGUGCCACUCCAGGGUGCAGGGUCCAUUUCGGAGAAUGGCAGGAGCGGAGGAGGAGGAGGCAACAGCAGUGGAUCCGGUUGGGGAGAGACUGCUCCACCUCCUGCUACCGUAGAUAAUGGCACCUCGGCAUGGGGCAAGCCUGUCGACACCGGGAACAGCUGGGGAGAGUCCAUGGGCGAUGCAAUGGGCAGCAGCAGUUGGGGGAAUGCCUCUCUUGGGCGCCAAGCCUCCAAUAAGUCUGGGCCGAAGUCCAUGCACGUCCCGGAUGGCUGGUACGGGGGCAAUAUGCCUUUAGCUGGGAGUAACCAGUCUGGCUGGGAGGAAGAGGAUGACGUGGAGAUUGGGAUGUGGAACAGCUACUCAGUGCAAGAUCCCAGCAUCUCUGUUCCCUGGCCCCCGAGCGCAAGGAAGCUGCCUUCAAAGGGAACAAUGAAAAAUGGAAACAAGCAAGAGGAUGCAUGGAUGAAUCCAUUUGUGAAGCAGUUUGCCAAUCUCAGCUUCCCUAGAGAGUCGCCGGAAGAAAUUAUGCAGAGCAAUAAGAUGGAGAUAACAGGAGGGAUCCUGCCGGACAAGUGGAUGGAGAUGGAGAAGCACAACCUGAAUGUGGCCGAAUAUAGCCGGGUGAUAGGGAAAGGCCCUCACUCCCGCCCCCAGAAUUCCAAAGAGUCUUCCAUGGAUCGGAAUCCUUAUUUUGAUAAGGAUGGCCUUCUUGUAGCAGCCGACGAUCCCCCAAAUGUGCAAUUCCUGCCCGGCCAGAGUGCAAAGUUCCCCCCUUCCAACAGUGCACUACCUAACCAGGCCCUUGGCUCCCUGAGCGCACAAAGCUUGAAUCCUGUUAGACAGAAUGGCAACCCCAGUGGUCCCUUUGGAGGCCUGGCUGCACAGUCCCGGAGCCUGCCGCCCGGCCCAGCACAACCGCCCCAUGGCGCCUCCCAGCAGAACCCUCGCGCUCAAGUGCCUCCACCAUUGCUCUCCCCUCAGGUCCCGGUCUCCUUGCUGAAGUAUGCACCAAACAACGGGAGCGUGAACCCUCUCUUUGGCCCGCAACAGGUUGCCAUGUUGAACCAACUGUCCCAGUUGAACCAACUCUCCCAGAUCUCCCAGUUACAGCAGUUGCUGGCCCAGCAGAGGAAGGUGCAGAAUCACAGGAACGUGCCAUCCGGCGGCCGCCAACAACAGGAGCAGCAGAGCCGCUCCCUCAAUAUGCAGCAGCAGAUGAUGCAGCAGCCUUGUCCACUUGAUCCAAAUCUGCUCCUGAAACAGCAACAGCAGCAGCAACAACAGCUUCAUUCGACAGCGAUGAAGUCCUUCCUGGAGAGCGUGGUGCCUCAUGGCAAUGCCGAGCUGCAGAAGGGUCCCUCACAGAUGAGCGCGUUUAGCAACUUCCCCAUAGGAUCGAACUCAAACUUGAAUGUAAAUAUGGACAUGGGCAGCAUGAAGGAGCCGCAGUCCCGGCUGAGAAAAUGGACAACGGUGGACAGCGUUUCCACAAAUGUGCCGCCAUUGGAUCAAAACGCCAGCAAAAACGGUGCUAUUUCAGGCGGCUUCAGGCUGGAGGAAGCGUCCUUUGUCCCCUAUGACUUCAUGAACGGCAGCAACUCUCCGGCCAGCCCCCCGGGGCCCAUUGGGGAGGGCUGGUCCCGCGCCAAAUCACCCAGCGGUUCCAGCAGCGUCAACUGGCCGCCAGAAUUCCGCCCCGGUGAGCCCUGGAAAGGCUACCCGAACAUUGACCCGGAAACUGACCCUUACAUCACUCCCGGCAGCGUCACCAACAAUCUGUCAAUCAACACUGUGCGGGAGGCAGACCACCUCAGGGACAGGAAUGGCGGGUCAUCCUCAUCUCUGAACACCGCGCUGCCUUCAACUAGUGCCUGGUCAUCCAUUCGUGCCUCCAACUACAACGUUUCCCUCAGCAGCACAGCACAAAGCACUUCUUCAGCCCGAAACAGUGACUCCUCCAAACCGACGUGGUCCACGGCCUCCGCAAACGGCGGCAGCAGCGGCAGCAGCACCUCUCUGGCCCAUGAGCUGUGGAAGGUGCCCCUGCCCCCCAAGAGUGUUGCGGCCCCCUCUCGGCCUCCGCCGGGCCUGACCGGCCAGAAGGGACCCCUCUCCUCCUGGGAGAACCCCCUGCAGCGCUUCGGAGGAGGAGGAGGAGGAGGAGCAGGAUGGAGCGCCUCGGAGGGCAGAUACACCCCCGGUUCAGCUUGGGGCGAGAGCAGCUCAGGGAGAAUCACCAACUGUCUUGUCCUGAAAAACCUCACGCCGCAGAUCGAUGGCUCCACCCUGCGGACGCUGUGCAUGCAGCACGGGCCGCUGAAAACAUUCCACCUGAACCUCCCGCAUGGGAACGCUUUGGUCCGCUACAGUUCAAAGGAAGAGGUGGUGAAGGCACAAAAGUCCCUCCAUAUGUGUGUCCUGGGCAACACGACCAUCCUGGCGGAGUUUGCCAGUGAGGAGGAGAUCAGCCGCUUCUUUGCACAAGGCCCCUCCCUGGGCCCCUCCCCGGCCUGGCCCCCCCAGGGCCACUUGGGGGCCUCCUCUGGGGACAGUGGCGCCGGCCACGCCUUCCCCGGCCGCAGCGACCCCUCCGCUCACUGGAACGGGGCCGGGGAGCUGCAUGGCGGGGGUGGCGGCAGUAGCAGCAACAGCAGCAGCAACAGCGUUGGGGGCUCCUCGCUGUGGGGGCGGCUGAGCUACUCCUCUGGCCUGUGGGGCUCCCUGGGGGGCGGGGGGGAAACCCGGGGGCUGAUGGGCGGCCCCUCCUCAGCCCUCGGCGCCUUCCUCUCGGCUGACCAUUUUGGGGUCACGGCGGCGGCAACAGGGGAGUCCAUGUGAGGAGUGGGCCUUCCACCCCAGACGGUGACCUCAAAGCGGCACUGAAGUGGACCCCCCACGAUUGGGCUCCCUGUGGAAGUGGUUACGCCGCUGCGCACAUUUCCCCCCUCUCUUUUCCUCCCCCAAAACAGUCUGAAAUACUUGAAUCACGCAGGCCAAGACGAAUAUAUAUAUAGGUAGGUAGAUGCAUUAAAAAAAAUGUGAAAAGAGUCAGUAGAUUUACACUUCCGAGGUUCGAGUGCUAUCCAGAAGGAAAGAAAAGCAGGCGGACAGACAACCCAACGUAGAACCCAUUUCAUAUCUUAGCUUGGUUGUUGCUUUUUUUUAGGCAUGGGGGGGGGUGUUAGAUGGAGCUUUUCUUUCAAAGCUUUUGCACAGACCUUGCAAUAUUAGCGGAGGAGGGAGCGACGGUUUGUCGGUGCCAAACAAGCAAAAGACGACGACAGAGAUGAGACAACAAAUGAGAGGAAGGGGCGCAAAAGCGUGAGUUGCGCCUGCCUCUAUUUUAUUUUAUUUUUAUUUUUUUGCAGAAAGGAAUUUAAAAAAAACACAAAACGGAGCGGUUUGUGAAACCGUGCGCACAGCAGUUUGGGUCCUGCACUUUCCAAGAGGCUUUGGGGUUGUUCCUUUGAAAGAAAAAUAUGGGGAGGGGGGAGGCUCCUCUCAUUGGGGAGGGGGCACUGCCUUGUUUACAGACGUUUGCGUUCCUUUUCCUUUCCACGUUUACUCUCCUCCUCCUCCCAUCCUUCUUUCGCGGGACGAUUUCUAAAACCAAUGCGGACGGUAAAAGGUUGCUUUCUAUCUCUGGGAAACCUCUCGAGCAGUGUUUGGCCAUGUUCCCCUUUGUGUUGGUGGUGUUGUUGUUUCUGUUUGUUUCCUUCCAAAAUCUUUGAAGAGCAUGGCUCUCAGGAAAAUGAGCAACAAGCCAACCAAGGUCCCCAGGAAAAAAAAACCCCUCCUUGUUCUUUAUAGAAUAAUAAUGAUAAAUAAUGACUUUUUAAAGCACUGAUUCCUACUUUGCUGUGUAAAACUUCUGCCAAAAAUUGCUUCCAAUGGCUGGAGGAUGCCGCUCUGCGCAUUCCCAGAUUCCGGGGGGGGCUUGGUUCUCGACCUUUAAUCCCGCCAUGUUUGCAGAGAGCCCCCUCCCCCCCAAAAAACCCCCUUGAUUCCUCGCUUUUCCUCUGCUUUGUGACCGUGUUCCAUGUUUUAACCUUUUAAAAAAAAGCCGAAGUUUUAACUAUGCAGACUGUAGCCAAGGUCUUGGACUUACAGAAACUUUGUUGUAUACGUUUUAAAUGUCGAAAAGUUCUUGCCAGUAACUUUUCUUGUGAAAGUGUUAUUCGAAUCAUCUUACCGCUUUUAUUGUUUUAUUCCUUACCUUUUCUUUUUUGUUUUUGUUUUCGGGGUGCCACAAAUGGUAUUAUGAUGACGAUGAAGCUUGUUUAGUCCGAGGACAAAGGACUAAACAAGGAUAAAAAAAAGAAAAGAAAGAGAGAAAGAACGAAUCUUUUUAAAACUGUGCCGAAAGACGCUCUCAUUUCAUUGCCUUGAUUCUAACUGUCGUGUCCAGAAGAUGCAAAAGUCACCCGUGGCUUUUUUUAACUGUUUACAAAUAGAGUGUGAUUGUAAAAUGUACAGUUCGAGUUGUGGUUCCAAAUGAUGAAGUUUCUCCAGAUAUUAAUAAAUCAUGACAUGUUUUUUUCCUUC